AUGAUAAGAAGGAUAACAUACUCAGUACAACGUUGCAGCGCAUUGAAUUGGUCCGCUGCUAGUCGUUUAUCAACUCAAUAUCUUCAUAGACCGACAACAUCAAUCACAUUCUCAAAGCUUUACCAACAACAUCAGUUUGGUUUAAUGUCAUAUACCACUGCUCCAGUCAACUACAAUGUCAAUCAUGACUUCCUAAAGAAUGAUUAUGUUGAGAAGCAUCAAUUGGAACAGUUGAUCAAUGAUAACAGAGGAUUGGAAACAAAGGAUUAUGUGUUGGUAGAUGUCAGGAACGUCGCAGAGGUCGAGUCCACAGGUGUAAUCGAAUCAGCCAUGCAUAUUCCACUGGGGAUGUUACCAGCAGCAAUUGAGAUGAAUGAUGAUGACUUUAGUGAGACGUUCAAGGUUGACAAGUUUAAAAAGACUGAUCAUAUCAUAUUCUACUGCCUAAAGGGCAAGCGAUCAGAGAUGGCUGUUGACUUUGCCAGGGCAGCUGGAUACAAGAACUCGCUCAACUACCCUGGUUCAGCAGGAGAGUGGUUCAAUCUGCCA
Acytostelium subglobosum LB1 is the source of this 549-nucleotide messenger RNA. RefSeq lists its product as hypothetical. Gene Ontology annotation, molecular function: thiosulfate-cyanide sulfurtransferase activity. The record is from RefSeq and is a predicted model, not a curated record. Gene Ontology annotation, cellular component: mitochondrion. The annotation marks the transcript as partial. The transcript has 2 exons. Lineage: Eukaryota; Evosea; Eumycetozoa; Acytosteliales; Acytosteliaceae.